UUCCAGUCUUCCGCAUCUUGUUCAAUCGAUUGAAUUUGCGAGUUAUUCUCAGCGUUUACAUGAACGCUCCAAAUUUGUAUUUGCAUGUCAUUCUCAACGUUUGCAUGAACGCUCCAAAUUAAAACAUACAAAAUCCAGGUGGCCUGAAAUAGGAUUCAUCCCUUUUCAUGGCGCUGGAGUUGUUGAUCGUCAACCGGAGACGACAAGAAGAUGGUCACGCUUUUACUGCAGUGCAGGAUUUGUGGGAAUCAUUAUUGGUUUCUGCAUCAUUAUCCACCAGGACCCGGCGCGUCGUUCCGACGGUAGACUGCGACUACGGGGAUUGUCACGAGGUCCGUCUCGUCGACCCCAAGUUGAAUCCACUAGAUUUCGGAUGGAUGAUCACACGAAGUAUAUGAUGAACGCUUUAAGGGAAAACGGAAUGGAACAUGAAACUGCCCCUCGUCUUGUUGCCCGCCUGCAAUGGUGGAACCAACUGAACCAUUUCCUAGAUAUGUUGCAUAACACUGAGGAGUCGAUUCAAAAUGUAACCACCGGAAUUACAGUGCUGAUGAAUUACCACGAACUCCAUCAGGAGGAAGUAGAAGAAGAUUUUGUCAACCUUGUCUUCUCACGAGUUCUACAAGAUGGUAAUCUUUCGCACUUGUACGCUAAAUUAUUUAAGCGACUGAGGAAGGGCAACGACAAAGAUUGGACCCAGAACAUUGUCCGCCGUCUGUUCCAGCUGUGCGUCGAUGAAUUCAAUACUCCAUAUCCUGAUGGCGAGGAACGUGCCCUGGUGAAAUGCAGAAGAGCAAACAACGUCAAACUUAUGGCCUCCAUGUUCAAGAGGGAAAUGCCUGGAGUACCGGACGAUUGGAUCACCGACUGUGCAGACAGUUUAAUCCAUCGUGUCGACCAAGAUGUCAAUGAACAAACAGUCCAAGAGCUUCAUCUCUUUGUCAAGACGCUAUUACUACCCGAACCAGGUGAAAACUGUGACCCGAUUCAUCCGACCCGGCAAAGGCAACUGUUGGCUUGCUUCGAUGCCAUAGAACGCGCUGCUUCUCCACGCAAAAUCCAGCCACCAUCUGCGAUUGAGAAAUUCCACGAUAAGAGCGAUGCAAAAGACGAGGAUGUUGCAACGGAUGGAUGUGAAGGCGACUCAGAGUCGAACUCAAAAUCCGACACUGAAAACCCACAUUCAUCUACAUCACUCUCUGACUCCGGAUCAGAAUGCGAGCAUUGCUCGGAUGGAUACGAGGACGAAGUGGACACUGAUACGGAUAGGAAUGAUACGGAAGGGUACAAGAGAUGUGAUUCGGGUAUGAAACCAGAGAUAGAGAAGAAAACCGUCAAGCCUACAGGAUUAAUCGAAGGCAUUAUAAUUUGGAUAAAAAAUGCCAUGAAUGAAAAAGCGAUGGCUAAAAAGAAGUUCGAAGAUGAGGAGAAAGCCCGUAUGGACCAAAUUCAAGCGGAAAUAGAUGAGAUGACCGCAAGGAAGCUCGCAGAGGAUGAAAUAAUUAUGCAAGAAUUUCGAGCUGACAUGCGAAGGAAAACUGCGGCUGCUGCGGAAAGACGAAUUCUCAAGAACAGAAUCCGAUACCCUGUUUUCGUGCGAAGAAAUUAACAACUAAACGCGACCAAAUGACAUACGGAAAUGAAACCAAAUGACUUACUGAACUCUUUAUAAAGUAAUAAAUCAACGAACUGGUAAUUAUGAAUUUGUAAAAACAACCACGAAAGAGUUGCUAUUCUUGAAAUUCCAUUUAGUGGCUCGAUUCUCAGUCCUGAUCAACUUUGCAGCUGUCUUUUUAAGCAGUUCGCAAGAGAUGUCGUUUCUGGGAAUUCCAUUGAAUGGCUCGAUUUCAAGUCUACGCAGCUCAUCAGGUUGUUUUUUUCCAAAGGAUUUCUUGCCAGUUUUGCGAUGUAUUACUUUAUGAAGAGUUUCAGUAAGUCAUUUGGAUCGUCAUUCCGGAUUGUCAUUUGUUUCGUCAUUUUGGAUUUUCAUUUGGAUCGUCGCAUUAAUUUGUUUUAUCUUCUUUCGGUUUUACAUUAGUAAAUUGCUGUAAAAGUAAAUUACACAACAAUAAUUGCCUAUAAAAAUCUUGUUUGUUUUAUUAUUAUAAGUUAAGUUUCAAAACU
Molecule: messenger RNA, 2124 nt
Organism: Daphnia magna
Lineage: Eukaryota; Metazoa; Arthropoda; Branchiopoda; Diplostraca; Daphniidae
Exons: 3
Coding region: 374-1609 (411 amino acids)
Source: RefSeq, a predicted model, not a curated record